CACAACAGCGGUAUGCAAACGAUACGAAAGAUAGACUCUGGGAGUUUAAUGGAACCUGCAAUCACUAAUACUGCCGCUGCAUUCAGCUGAAUCAAAACGAUGAUGAGAGCAGUUUUGGUCUUCAGUCUGUUGUUUGACGUGUGUAAUCAUGUUCAGGGCUGGGUUGUACAACCUAGCGCCUUCACAGUGUUCCGAAACAAACACACGUGGAAUGAAGCACGACAAAUCUGUGAACACAAUAACAACACACUUCUUACUAUACCAGAUAGUAACUACUGGACAUUCUGGAAGUUUGUCUUGAAUCCCGAAAAUGGAGCCCUUCACAGGGACAUUGACAACUCUAGGUACUGGUUUGGACUUCAUGCCCCAGACCCAAACAACAUGACGUCAUUGAGGUGGGCUGAUUGUGUUGAUCCUUCCUGGAUAGAGUGGAAAAGUGGUGGCCGUAAUUAUGUCCCAGACAAUCCAUGUUUAGCAUUCGAUGUUUUCUUUAAACCGUUCAGUACGAUUCUGCUCAAAAUCUGGUUGGCAGACUCGUGUUCCACGGAAAAUUUCUUCGUCUGUAGCGAGCCAUUGACGGUGAGAAAUGACACGUGUAUUGCGCAUGGCUGUGACGAGCACGUCCGUGUAGUCAGGGAUACCAGUGAAUGUACAGGCAUGUGCACCGAUAACUACCCAGAGUGCCGCACUAACUUUACAAAUAUAUCCGGUUUGGGGAUUUGUCAUGUAUUCCUGCAUGUAGCAAUCCAGCCGAACACCGCCUUCUAUCGAAUAUGUUUUCUAAGUGGACAUGAUGUCAUAAACACCUGUCCAGAUAAUAAUGGGUUCGGUGAUACAGGCAACAUUAUCAAUGUGGACCCAGAUCCUACCGACAUCUGUCUCACACAACAAAAACCAAGUAUUUCUACAGAUACAGCAAGUACCACUGAAAUUUCGACAACUGCAGUCUUACCGACGACAGGAGUAUCCCAAACGACAACUCCACAAAUGUGUGUGUGUGCUUGUAACACUGACAAUCAGCCGGAACUUACCAUUGAAGAGAAGGUUGAGAAACUCAAAAAGGACCUCACAGUAAAUAAGAAAAACACUUCUCUCCACAAACGGAAGUUUAUAAGUGCAAGUGAUGACAGGAUGUCUGCAACGGGUAUAGGAUCUUUUGGUGUAGGGAUGCUUGUUAUUGUCCUUCUCUCCAUCUUUAUAAUGGACAUAGGCACGCUAAAGUCAGACUUACAUAACAUGUACCACAAUGUUAGGAGUUGUUUCUGUAGAGACAAAGAGGCAAGUCACGUGCGCCAUGUGCGUCAUGUGGAUCCAACCGUGUCAGAAGUGAAAAUGUUUACGGCGUCAACUUGUCCAGUUGUUGUGAGUUCCGCUGCAUCCCCAGUUGCGGAAAAAAGAAAGAAGGGAGAUUUGACGUUAGCUAGAAAUGAUAUGUCAAUGCUAUCCAUACCUAUUGACAAUGAAUGUUCACUUUCGCCAUCAUGCUCAGGUUCGGUGUCGUCAGUGAUAUCAAGAAGUUCUUCAAACCGAACUGGGACAGAUCGAGGUUCUGAUAUCUCACCUAGCUAUCACAGCUCUUUGUCUAAACAGUCUUCAAAUACUUCGGGAAACGUUUCCAGAAACACUUCUAGAAAGUCAUCGGCAAGGUCUUCAGGAAUGUCAUCUGUGGGUGACAGCAAUAGACCUUGUGGUAGAGAUGUACAAUUGUGUAGGUUGUCGAAUGGCGACCGUGAGGAGGUUAUGCAUCCAAACAGAAUCAUGAGUACAGACCUUCGGAGUAGUAACACAACUCACAAAAACAACAGGAAGGAGCCACUGUGGCUACGAAUGGUUUGACUUGUGAAAGUCAAAAUCGAUGGGAUCGAUCUUGGGGAUAAACUACAUAUACGGUACUGAAAGACAUAUAUCAAGGUUUAUCAAAAGUGGAUUAUGUUUGAGAAAUUAUCUUUUCUAUGGAAAUGAUAUUUUGACAAAGGAUAACCAUGCAUCAUUUAAAUAUGACCACGCCUACUUGGUCAUAUGCAUAGUUUAAUCGUUUUCCAAUGAUCAACAGAACGACAUGUAUCGUUAACCAAUUCCGAUGUACUCGUGGUGAAAGCCAGUUGGACAGCAUCAUUGGUACUCACGCGUAGCUCCGAUAGAUUCCGUUGGAGCAUUUGCACAAUGAAUCUCGUAUUCAUGAAUUAUUCAUGAACCAAAUCCAGUAAUCUGAUUGGUUCCGUAGAAAAUGACAACGGAAAAUCUUACCAAUCAGAAACGUCGAUUAUAUGUUCUUUGGUUUGGUUAACAAGAUGUCGGAUAAUAAAUAAUGUCGACACAUGGGCGCAGCCAUCUUGGUAUAUCAUUUCUAUUUUCCAGAUGAAUAAAAGAUUCAUUAAUAAGACGCAUUUCGAUUGAUCGUUUAAGCCAGUUCCCCCUGUAGACAUGAAUUGUGGGGGCGACGACGGUUGAACAUGGACGGCUGGCCUCCCUCAUCAGAUCAAAGGAUAUUAAUCCAAGGGAUUAUCAUGUAAAUCUGUUCCUGGUGAUGUAAUGUGCUUGCGGAAAAAUCAAUGUGUAUUGUGUAAUAGUGAUUAUAAACUUUACAUUAAUAUAUACACGCGCUAUAUGCGUAAUCGAUCCGUAUAGCCAUUGUAGAUGUUGGACGUAUAUUAAAAUUCAUUAACGACUGAUUGAUGGUGAAAUUAAUGUUCUUCAGAUUUCGUGACAGUCUAACAUUUUAUUCAUGGGAACUUGCAUCAUUCACGCACACACUUGCUUAAUGUCGUCGGCGAAAUAUUGAGACACUUUCAAAAACUGUCUAAUUAUGCAAACUAUUGUAAAAUAUCUUCUGAAUAUACCUGUACUCGAUCUCGUCAUCAUAUGAAAAUCGAUGCAAAUUGUGAAUCUAUUGUUUAUAUCUAUUGUAAUAGUAUAAAGGAUUUGUGGACAAAAGUAAAAUGUAAUGGAUGUGGUUUUAGAUAAAUAUAUGUGAGAACACCGUCUAUCGAAUUGUUCUCAAUAACUCCAUUUUGUAGGAAAAUGAAAAUGUAUAAAUUCUAAGGUUGGUGUUGGUAAAAAAACUAAUUGGCAAUCAUAUACAAACGGUCUUUAGUCCUUCCCAAAAAGAAAAUGAUUGUUUACAUAAGCUCAAAUAUUCCCUACUGUAAAUACUAGUUUUCUUUCAUCAUCUAUAGUUUGCUUAUUCCAAAUGUGUUGAUUUAUUCUUCAUCAAACAUGUAAAUGAAUAUAACUCGUAUAACAUAAACUAGUACUUUGUUAUUUAUAGGACACCAUGUUUGUUCAUCUUCAGUUAUUGUGAAUAUUUCUCUCUCAUAAUAAGCCUGUGCAUAAAUACAUUUGUACAUAUCGCUUUUAUGGGGACCUAGCGAUACUAUUUGUCAAUAAUUUACUAAUGAUGAACAUAUUGUUUUAGAUACAUCUCAUAUUUUCACAAACAUUAAUAUCCCUUUAGCCCAAUUUGGUUAUGUUGCGGGAUGAGAAUCUACAUUCUCCAGGUACUUUGGUAUUAUCGUUUGUCAUUUUGUGGUAGCUUAUGUUAUUUUAUAGUAAUUACACCCUUCAAAAUUAGGAUUCGAAUUAUAUUUUGCGAAAGGGUUUGCAUGGCGGGUGUCGUUGCUGAAGACGGUAACUCUAAUGAAACACCUGGUCUUAUUUUCCUUAUAUAUUUUCAAGAGUUUCCAGCAAUCUAUAUUUUGUUGAUAUUUUGUCCUAUUUUUGUCGAUUUAAGAGUUAGAAUAACCUUUUCAUUCUUUAGUGUCAUUGUGCAAAAUUAAUGGAAUAUACCCAUUUUAAAUUUUAUCAGUGAUUUUCAUUAUUAUGAUAUGGUGCUUCUCGCUUUAAAUAGUAUCGAUUAGAUUUCGUGAUAAAUUACAUUGAUUGCCUACCCGAAAACGUCAUACUGUAAUACGAAUAUAAACGUAUAAUUUCAUGUGAAGAAUCAAUUAUGCAUUAUAUAUGUCUAUCGAUUAAAGCAUUGGAGUUUUGUCUCUAGCGAUGUUGUAUUUCGGAGAAUGUUAUUGGUUUUUGUUGCAAACGGUAUCAUGAUAAAACCAUAUUGUUUUUAACGAUGUGUUAAUCUUGAAAAAUGUUCGGUUUAAUGAUUGAUUUUGUACAUAUCUUGUUCAAUAAAAUGGAAAUAUGUCAACAGACAUUGGCAAAUACUUAACUCAAAUUGUUCUGUACUAUGUUUAUGUAGUGACAUCAAAUUACUUAUGUAAUAGGAAUUGUGCAAUAAACACUUGAAUUGAA
Messenger RNA from Pecten maximus, 4251 nucleotides. RefSeq lists its product as uncharacterized. The record is from RefSeq and is a predicted model, not a curated record. Bases 100 to 1836 code for a protein of 578 amino acids. The transcript is spliced from 6 exons. NCBI's taxonomy places the organism in Eukaryota, Metazoa, Mollusca, Bivalvia, Pectinida, Pectinidae.